Molecule: messenger RNA, 1782 nt
Organism: Neltuma alba
Lineage: Eukaryota; Viridiplantae; Streptophyta; Magnoliopsida; Fabales; Fabaceae
Product: probable disease resistance protein At1g61190
Exons: 4
Coding region: 1-1782 (593 amino acids)
Source: RefSeq, a predicted model, not a curated record
AUGCAUACCAGUAAGCAGGCACAUGUAAAAUUGCAUGAUGUGGUUCGAGAUGUAGCCUUGUGGAUUGCAAAGGAGCAAUGUCAAGAAGUUCUGGUGGACAACCAAGAAAUUUCAGAGAUGUUAAUUGGUAACCACCAAAGUUUGGAAGAUACAAAGGCAGUGUCAUUGUGGAAUUUGGAUGAGGAUCUCGAGCUCUCUAAACAAUUGCAUUUUCCAAAACUUGAGAUUCUACUACUUCAACCAUAUGGGUUCAUUCGAGAUAUUGGAGCAAUGGAGUCACUCAAAGUCUUGGCACUCAUAAGACAUGGAUUUGAGUGGGAAUUGCGGAGGUGGGAUCCAACUUUUUGUUCAAUUCCACAAUCAAUUGUAUCAUUAACUAAUCUUCACACCUUAUGCCUUAGAGGGAAAAAUUUGGGGGACAUAUCUCUUUUGGGUGAACUUAAAGGAUUGGAGAUUCUUGACUUACGUGGUUCUCGAUGUGAUGAAUUACCUACUGGAAUUGUAGAUAUGAAAAUGCUGAAACUUUUGGAUAUAUUUGGUUGUCAAAUUGAGAAAAGCCCUUUAGAAGUAAUUGGAAGAUGUGAGCAGCUUGAAGAAUUAUACUUUUGGGACGACAAAUCUGUCAUCCCAGAAAUUCUCUCUCUUUCAAAUUUGAAGAGGUAUGUUAUCUAUGAUUCCAGAUUAAUUUAUGAAUAUUUGGAUGACUCUUUUCAACAAUAUUUGGAUGGUUGUGAUGAAGCAUUAAGAGCUUUAUGUAUACAAGGCUUUAGAGUCUCUACUUUGAAUGCAUCAAUGAAAGAUCUCAUUCUUAGAGCAAACCACCUUUGGCUAGAUAACUGUGAGUGGGAUUAUAAAGAUACAAAUUUUCAGAUAAAGCACUUAGUGGUAUCAUGCUGUCAAGAGAAAAGAUUCAUCAUCAAGAACCCUGAUGUGAACAUUCUUCAAACACAACAAGGAAAGGAAAAUGAUAGUGCUUAUGUGGGCGUUAUAGCAAAAAGGUUCAAUCAGUUGCAAAAUGAGCAAUCCUUGAUCCUUUUUCUAAGGUUGAAAAGUCUAGAAAUUGAAAGGAGUGGAAAAAAGAAAGGUAUAAUGGAAAUCCAAGUCAGAGGAAGAAUAGAAGAUGAUGAAGAAUCUAUUAAAGCCCAAGAACCUCUAAAGCUGGAUUCAGAGUUGAGUGAAUUAAAAUUAGAUGUUCUACCAGAAUUGGAAUAUAUUUGGAAGGGCCCCACCCAAAUUGUGAGCCUCCACAGACUUGAAGAUAUUUCACUAACAGAUUGUCCAAAAUUGAAAAGUAUUUUCACUCUAGCUAUUGUUGCAAGCCUUCCAGAGUUGAGAAGACUUGUAGUAGAUAACUGCCAGGAAUGGGAGGGAAUAUUUUGUGAAGAAUCACUCAAAAACCUCUCUUCUUCUAAUAUUUGCUUCCCCAAACUUAAGAAGAUUAACAUAUAUAAUUGCAACAAAGUGAGAUGGUUGUUAUCUUAUUCUCUGGCAUCUCAUUGUCCUUCACUAGAGUUCAUAUACAUAGACAGUUGCUCUGAAUUUGAGGGGCUUAUUGGUGAAGAAGCUGCACAUGGGGAUCCACUACUUCAUGAUAUGCAAGAUCAUCCACAGCAACCUUUGAUUCGAAAUUGUUCUGAACUUGAGAGGCUUGUUGAAGAAGCAUCAUAUGGGGAUCGGCUACCACUUCUCAAACUGAAGUACUUACGCUUGUUGUCAUUGCCGAAAUUGAGAGAGAUCUUCUCUCACUCUUCUCAUCAUGAAAUCAAGCUGGAAAUUACUUGA